Aspergillus ibericus CBS 121593 is the source of this 1406-nucleotide messenger RNA. Its product is annotated as BSD domain-containing protein. The transcript is spliced from 2 exons. The record is from RefSeq and is a predicted model, not a curated record. NCBI's taxonomy places the organism in Eukaryota, Fungi, Ascomycota, Eurotiomycetes, Eurotiales, Aspergillaceae. Bases 138 to 1376 code for a protein of 412 amino acids. Gene Ontology annotation, cellular component: cytoplasm.
GGAGGGGGCCGGUCGGGCCGUCGUAGCCCCGGGAACGGAACCGCCCAGUUGACACCACCGCCCGCUCCGUCAUCCACGAUACCCCCCAACUCCAACCGAUAGACAGUUGAACAUCACUGAACUCCAACCCUCCAGUCAUGGAUGUAGCUUACGACCACAUCCAGGAGGAGAUCUUCUCCUCCAACGACUCCUCAAAGAAGGAACCCUCCCAGAACGAACCCACCACCCAAGACCGCCCCAACGUCGACCUCAACGCCGAACUGCAGGAAACCUUUCGCGCCUUCUCCGCCAGCCCCUGGGGUGCCCGCAUAGGCGGACUAUGGGACAAUGUCCGCAAGCAGGGCGAAAGUUACUACGAAGGCGCCCGUCAAGAAUACGCCGCUGCCAGCGAAGAAGCCGUUAAGGGGUUCUCGGAUCUGAAAAGUAGCAUCGUCGGGCGCACGCGGGGUUUAUCCCUGAGCACGGCGUUCAAUAACUCGGGACCUUCCACCGCCACUACGAGUACCGAUAAGAGCAAGGAGGAAGCGGAAACAUCCACCCCGAAAGCUGUCGAGGGAGGGGAUGAGGCGACGGCGACGGCGACGGCUGGUUCGAGUGAGGGUUUCCUCUCGCGGUUCAAGGCCGAGGCGGCUCGACGACUCAAGGAGAUCGAGAAGGCGGAGGAAGCAGCCGACGAGGCGAUCUUGCGGUUUGGAAUGAAUAUUGGUCAGAAGCUGCGUGAUGCGGUGAGCAUUGUGCCGCCGAGCAACGAGUCCUCGGAUAAGCUGCUGUUUGAGAGUAAGGAUGCGGAGGGGAAGAGGGUUAUUCAUGCUACGCGGUUCGAAGCUCAGCUUCAUGUCAUUCAUUCCAAUCUGGAGAGCUUCUCGAAGGAUCCCGUUAGUGAUGAAUGGGCUGUUUUUAAGCAGUCGUUCAAUGUCGAUGAUAAGACUGAUGCGAUCGCCGCGGAUCUGGAGAAGUACCCUGAGCUGCGCUCGGCUAUGGAGAAGCUGGUUCCUGAGCAGGUUGAAUAUGCGACCUUUUGGUCUCGGUACUACUUCCUGCGUCUGGUGAUUGAGACGGAGGAGCAGAAGCGCAAGGAGCUUCUUAAGGAUGUCAACGUGGACGAGGAAGAAGUCAAGUGGGACGAUGAUUCCGACGACGACAACACCGACUCCCCUUCCACGCCUCAAGUCAAGUCCAGCGCUAACAAGACUGCAACCCCCGCCCCCACCGAUAAGGAUACCUUGAAGCCCACGGAACCCCGCCGGUCCAACGACCAGCAAUCCCAACCCGACAGCGAAUCCAGCUACGAUCUUGUCAGCGGUACUACCAGUCGCACUCCUGCUAGCCCCAAGGAGAAGCCCAAGGAUGAUGAGAGCGACGAUGACUGGGAGUAAAUAACUCGUCUACAAGUCCGGUUGGAUCGA